Molecule: messenger RNA, 1263 nt
Organism: Lontra canadensis (Northern American river otter)
Lineage: Eukaryota; Metazoa; Chordata; Mammalia; Carnivora; Mustelidae
Product: translation initiation factor IF-2-like
Exons: 2
Coding region: 212-823 (203 amino acids)
Source: RefSeq, a predicted model, not a curated record
GAUCAGCCCUUGGGUGAGGGUUUAUUUUAAUUUAUGGCUUAUGCAUUCUUUUAAGGUCGAUUUACAUGACCUCCGGCUACAACUAAGACAGCCGCGGAGGGCACUCCAGUCGUCAGUCGGCCAAACCCACAAUUAAAACAGCCCUCCCCCUAGUCUUGGUGUGACUAGGACUUUCCCGGGUGUCCUACGCACAGUUAUCUACAGCUACAACAUGUGUUUUCUCGGAGUGGAUUUUGGGGGUGGGGGGUGGCAAGAAAACCAGAAGCCCGCCACGCAGAUCUGUCACCGCCUCCGGAACAAGGCACAACUCUCCGAGAGGGGGACGCAUCCUGGGGAUCCGCGCGUCCACCAGCGAGCGGCAGACGCUCGGGCCCCUUUCUCAGCCUCUACUCCCCCCUCUGCGUCGGCCCCGCGGAGCGCCCUCCUCCCGCUCCUCCUCCCCUCUCCCCUCCCCAGCCAAGUACGGAAACCCGCCCGGGCUGGGCAGCCGCCUCUCCCGCAACCCGCGCCCUCGCAAGGCGCCGCGCGCUCAGCUCGAGUCCCUCCGCCUGCCUUACCCCAGCCCCUCAGUCCCAGCUCAGGGAAACUAACCCCGAAGCGGCCCGGAAGGGCAGAAGCGGAAGGCACCGGGGGCCGGCGGUACGACCCGGGGUGUCUGCCCCCUGCCCCCUCCGACUCCCCAACAGGUAGCUCACAAACGGGCCGCGCGCUCACGCUCUGCCUCCCUCGUUCUCUAGAUCGCUCGCUCCGUCCCGGUUACCUGGGCGGGCUCCAGGAUGGUACCGCACGGGAGGGCUCCUUGUGCGCUGCGCCGCGGGAGUAAACGGCAUUAAAGAAAAAGGGAAAGAUACAAAUAAAAAAAAAAAAAAUUAAGGAAGGGGAGUCGAUGCUAGGUCAAUUAGCAUAGCCCGGGGAGCAAGGGAGCAGAACCCCCCAGCGCUGCGGCCGGCACAACCCGUUAACUCAAGUCUGCGGGGGUGUCCCGCCCCGGGCGGGGGGAGCGCUGACCCGCAGAAGUUUGCCGCCGGGGUGCCAGGAGGUGCGCGCAGAGCGGGGUGACUAGGGGCUUCCCCCUUGAAACAAGUGAAGGCGAUGGUUAGUGCUGUCAAUCUUGGCAAUCAGUGUGAGCGGCCAUGUCGUAAGUAUUCAAAGCAUUUCCCGUCGUGCAACAUCAGAAAGUGAGUGGCCAGGGCAUUGAUCUGAGCGAGGGAGAGGAGGCAGGGCUCCCCUCCCAGACAACACAGGCAAGAUGAGACAAGAGGC